Molecule: messenger RNA, 6678 nt
Organism: Anopheles gambiae (African malaria mosquito)
Lineage: Eukaryota; Metazoa; Arthropoda; Insecta; Diptera; Culicidae
Gene: Atg101
Product: autophagy-related protein 101
Exons: 1
Coding region: 920-1582 (220 amino acids)
Biological process (GO): autophagy; autophagosome assembly
Cellular component (GO): phagophore assembly site
Source: RefSeq, a predicted model, not a curated record
AGCUGAUCGACUUCGGGCUGAGCAAGUGGCUAAGCGUCGGCAGCCGCACCGGCACGCUCUGCGGCACGAUACAGUAUAUGGGUAACGAAACCACACGCACUAUACUACAACCAAUAGCAAUACGUUACUAGUAGUAGCGGUAGUAGGAUUAAGCGCAGGGCCCUCCCCCUCUAGCUGUAAGCUGGUCUGACACGCGGUCUGGUGUGCCCGAAACAUUCUUCCCAACCCGAUCCCGAUCGCAAUGCUGACCGGCCGUGGGCUCCGUCGUUUUGCGUAAGCAACCGGGAGGACGGUGGACGCGAGGGCGGAGGUGUGUGGGGUGGUGCAAAUGCAAAAACAAAACAAACGCCCCAACCAAAACCAGCUCGUGGCGCAAUGUUACUUCCGGGCGCGCGCCCAGCCUGAUAAGAUCCGAUCGAGCGAUUAGUCUAUGCAUGUGUAUGCGUGUGUGUGUGUGUGUGCUUGAGGGUGCAUGUUUAUGCGCGUGAUUAAAAGGGACAUAAUAUUGUUUCAAACGCUCUGCUGAAGGAAGCGAACGCAUUCGUGCUGGUUUUCUGUUGCGGCUGCGCCACGUCUGGUGCGCACCAGCGGCAAGAAGACGAUGCAACUGUUCCGUGGGUUUAGUUAAGCAUUUCCUUUCCUUGUAUAUCCUAACUCAAUCCCUCCCUCCCUUUCCCGUACCCCCAGCCCACCACUUUGUAGAGAAACUGAACUCUGCCACCAACUGUGCAAAGUGCGAUUCGCGCGUGUUUUUGUGGAGCAAGGCAAGGGUAUUCGGGAGGUGCUUUAAGAUUUAAGUUUGAUUGCACUUGAGGGAGAGAGAGAGAGAGAGAGAGGGAGAGAACGAGCACGAGAAGAAGGAACGAGAGCGGGAGCAGGGGAGUGAUUCGUUUUGCCCGUAACGCCUCCCGCUCCAACCAUGAACGCCCGCUCGCAAACGUUCGAUCUGCGCAUGGAGGGCCGGCAGGUGGACGAGGCCGUGCUGAGCAUCUUCCACACGAUCCUGUUUCACCGCAGCCUCGGCAAGUUCCUGUACACCGAGGAGGCGAUGUACUCGGUCGGCACGAUCGGCUACCGGGACGUGGACUGCGACUUUUUCGACUUCACCUACGUGUGCUGCAGCUCGCCGCGGCUGGAGGAGACGCUGCGGCGCGAGAUCGGCAACUUUAGCCGGCAGCUGCGCAGCAACGACAGCGGCGGCACCGGCCAGAUCAGUCUCGAGUUUUUCCAGCGCAAGAAGACGCGCUGGCCGUUCCAGACCGACUGCAUACCGUGGGAGGUGUGGACGAUACGGCUCGAGCUGCUGACGCUCACGAACGAGGACGACCGGCUGCAGUGCCGGGAGCGGGUGAGCGACCUGCUGACCGACAAGGUCUUCUGCAUCACCGAGAUCAUGAACCGGCACGACUACGUGCCGAAGAUACCGAACCAGACCGAGCUCGACAUGGUGUUCGACACGACCUACCCGGACGUGCAGCCGUACCUGUUCCAGUUCAAGUUCAGCACGGCCGGCCCGAGCGGCACCUCGGUGAGCAACACGAUGAAGAAGCUGAUCAAGGAAACGCUCAACGUUUCGUUGUGACUAAUGCGCGGCCUGCUGCUGCUGCUGCUGCUGCUGCUGCUCGUGGGGUCGUGGCCCGGGCGUCCGCUUUCUUUGCGCCUCAAGGGAGCCCGGGCGGAAGAAGAUCCCAUUUUUUUUUGUUUUCUUUACACACACACACACACUGUUACACUCGCGCCUGUUAAGCCGUGGCGGAGUGUUUUUUUACUUGUUUUAAUGGUCGCAUUUCCGUGCAAUCAAUGCCGUGGUUCGUCGUCCCUCCCUCCCUCCCUACCCCCCACUCCACACACCAUAUAGUGUAUCAAUAGUGUUUGUGUCUCUAUUUGGUUUUGGAGGGUUUUUUCACUUCUCUUUUUUUUCAUUUACGUGUCGUGUCAUGUGCUAUUAUGCCAGUGGCUGUAGGCUAAGGAUUAUGUUGAGCUAAGUACGCGCAUGGGCAGAGGAGCUUUUUCUGCAGCCUUUGCCCGCUGUGUGUCUGUCUGUCUGUGUGUGUGUGUGUGUAGCGCAAACGAUUUGCGUCUGCCUGCCAGGCAAAUCCGUAUCAACAGUCUAAAAGGUUGAAUUGUUAAAACCUUUCGAUCAAACGGCGAUGACAGUGAGGCCGGGAAGCGUGGAAGCGCAAAACGAGAUUAAUUAAUGGCCCUGUGAUGUCGGUUUUGUUUGAACGAGAUGAAAAAAAAAAAAACCGAAGGGGCUUUCGUUUUAGGUUUACGAUUACGCAACGUGUGAUGUGUAGUACGCAUCAUUCUAGGCCGCUCUGCUGCUUCGCCACAACCAAGGGCUGACGAAGAGCUACUGUGUGUAUGUAUGUGUGUGUGUGUGUGUGUGCGUAGCUAACGAAUGAUUUGUAUGAGUGUGUACCGCUGUUUUUUGUUUGCUUGUUUUGCUGAUUGAUGUGUGCAGCCUGAUGUUGGGCGCCACCACCUGUUUAGUUUAAGUUUGCAACACCGCCCCUCCCCCCCCCCCCCCCAUGCGUCGAGUUUUCCGUUGAUCUCUAAUUGAUAAGGCGCGCUAGCCGCGCACGCUGAAGACACUUUAACAUAAAAAAAAGCAACCGAUGUUUUAAAACGCUGAGCGCCCAAAGCAAACGCAAACAAACAAUAUACCGUAAGGUGAUGUACCGAAUCACUAAGUAAUAGCGUUAGGUUUUAGGUUAAGCGGUUCCGGCCGGGUGGUACAAACAAACCAAGACAGUGAAACAAAAAAAAAAAAAAACAAAAACAAAAAUAAAUCGUUCGCUCUUCUCGACGGCAACUAGUCGCGUUUUUGCACCAAUGGUGGUGACAUACUUGGAUGAAGUAGAAUAAAUAGUGCAAUAUUGCAGGCAUCGGGGAACAGGCGGAGAACGGCUUCACUCUUGUUUUGAACACUCCCCAAACUGAUACUUUUUUUUUUGUUAAAUGUAUGCCAAAACAAGUAAAGCACAAUAGUACAAAAAGAAAGAAGCAGGAUUUCCCAGAGCGAAGCGGAGCGAAGCAAUGCGGUAGAGCAAAAGAUUAUUUCUAGUGAACAAAAUUAACCACCUUCAAAUGGGUUUGCAAAUAGCGUCGAUUGAAAGGAGAAACAGUCGCUUUUUUUUAAUAGUUCGAGUCUGCCCCAUGCAAUGAAUUUACCCUAACGUCAGAAGCCAAACUGCAAUUCAAUGAUAGGAUAGUGUGUGCGUGUUGUGGGUUUAAACGUCCUGCUCUCCCAAGUUUUGUUUCCUCACCCUGCUAGAUGGAUUGCCCAUUUACUAGCAACCAAAACGAACCGAGCAGAAAGGAAAAAGAAUGAAAAAAAAACACAACAACAACACGCAAGAAUCAUACGGGUUCCCGAAACAGAAAGUUUGAUGCAUAAAGUAAUGGUCACUAUACAAAAAAACAAAGUAUGCAGUAAAUAGUUACGUAACAUUACCUAAAGACAUCUCAAUAGCAUAGUAGCAUUAAUGCUUGCAUAUACGUAAAGAAAACGCUAACCCACGACUAGGAUAUCAACACAAACCGUACCGCUACUCUCCGUACUAUAUAUAUACGUAAACGACUUUCUCACGUGUGUAUGAGUGUGUGUGUGUGUGUGCGAGAGAGUGUGUGAGGGAGUGAGUGUGUAGGGUUGUGCACGAUACCUUCCCUGAACUUAAUUAAUGUUUUAGGCAGGCUUGUUCGGUUAGAUUGUUGAUUUGUUUUCUUUCAUUUUUUAUUCUGCUCUCGUGCACUAUCUGUCUUGCUUCGCUUGCACUUACACUUUUCACGCCGUUCACUAUUCGCAACAGAUGAGGCAGGCAACACUCCGGUUGUGUAUAUGUGUGUGUGUGUGUGUUUAUCGGUGGGUGUGGGCGUUAAUUUUAAGCCACCGGACCAGAAAGGAGCAGAUACACUCGUGUGUGCGCAUGUGUGUAAGCAUGUCUCUGCGGACGGGACAUGUCACCGCAUGUCCCGCAGCCCCCGCUCACCGCACCCAACGCACGUGGUUUUUGAGUCAUUUAUUAGGCUAUAAGUCGGGCUUUGUUUGUUUUUGUUUUUUUUUGUCCUACGUAAGCCUGUUAGUUAAAAAAAAACAACAACAACAACAAAAAACGCACCCAAUUUUUAAUUAAGUUUAAGUGGUUUGGAUAGGGGUUUAUUUUCCAAUUGGAAUGUAGUGAAUCAACCAAACCGAUUGAAUUGCGGUUCCUACCGAAAAGAAGAAAAAAAGGAAGAAAGUUUUAGUUCUGUAAGUACUUGCAAUAUAUUGUGCGACAAAGCGGAAGAAAAGGAGUGAAAAAAAAACAACAAAAACAUGGGAAAGUAGUGAGUGGAAAAAAAUGUAACAAAAAGAAAACGAAACGAAAGCGAUUACAAUGUAAAAAAAAAAACAACAACAACACAUCAACAUAAAGAGCGAAGAAUGAACGUGGGUAGAGUAAGUGUAUAAAGAAAAAAAAGGGAGAUAAAAAUGAGCAAAACACAGCUGAAAGCAACACAAGAGUAAUAUUAUCCAGAAACAUGUAGAGGGAAUAGCAAGUGGGGAUCCAAAUUCUUUCCAAAUUGGUUAAUGCAUUGGUUCGUUCUACCUUUUUUUAGUCCAUUAAAAAGGCAAUCCACACUUUACACGGCAAAUUUGCUUUGCAAAUAGCACUGAACCUAUCGAGAGUAGAUGAAAUAAUUUGGCAAGUAGAAGUAAGAAACGAAUAUUAGCAUCGUAAAAAAAAAACAAAACAAAAUAAUAAGAUCCUUAUAAUUCAGCUUAGUCUUGUGUACGUGAAUGUUCGGAAGUUUGUUUAGUCUUUAUGUUGUAGGCUAUGUUUUUUUUUGUGUUUUUGGGAUUUUUUUUUUAACUGUUGGUUAUAUAUUUUACUUUAGCAUUUUCUCUCUCUCUCUUACUCUCUCGCUGUCUUCUUUUUUAGCUGUAACGUUACGCUCUAACUAGAACGCUUUAAACCUGUAUGUCAUUUCGUCGUCGUUUAAGCUGUGAUUAAGUGUAUAUGAUAUAUGAACGUUAAAAUAGGGAUGUGAGCAUUAAAAUAGGGAUAAUGCAGUGUAGUAAGUUGUAUAGUGUAAUGCAAAAAGACACAGGGAAACGAAGGUGUAGCGAGCGGGUUUGUUUGUUUUCUGUUCUUCUGUCUCGCUGCUGUAUCCAUUCGGCUGUCGCAAUUUGGUCCCCACAUUGAACCCAUUGGAACGUUCGGGUUUUUGUGCGGUUUUUUUGUGUUUGCACACGCUUUAGAACCUAAAAACUGUGCAUCGACACACACACACACACAUAUUCAAAGGACAUUUGGGGAAAGGGCAUCUACUUAAGGCUUCAUCUAGUUGAAACGCAAAAGUAGAACACGAACACCUACUCACCCACAUACACACAUACACACAUCCACACGAAAAAUUGUAAAGAAUCAGACGAAUUCGAUUGUAGGGCUUUAGUAGUAGUGAGUAGUACUUAAGUGCAAGCGGUAGCUCAAACUUGCUUGUUGCGGUUAAAAGAUUUACACUUCGUUCGUUUGUUGCCGUUGAAGCCGCUUGUGAGUGUGUGCGUGUGUGAAUGUGUGUUUUCCGGUCACAUUGUAGAUACCUUCUGAACAAGACGCACAUCUGUAUAUCAGACCGACUUGAAGCCGAUAUUUAGGACCCAUUUUUAAACACCAAAUAAUCCCACCCGCUGCUACGAUAUCCCGGAUAGCCUAGAGAGCUGGACUCUUCUCCACUUAACCAUCAGGCUCUAGUAAACGAAGGAUCCAGCAUCUGGCAUGAUUGUGUACAGACAGGAAGACACAAGUGUGUGUGUGUGUGUGUGUGUGUGUGUGUGUGUGUGUGUGUGUGUGUGUGUGUGUGUGUGUGUGUGUGUGAAUGAAUGAGUGUGCAUGUGUGUGUGUAUGCGUGAUGCCAAACAAUCAAUAUGCGAAGCAAUCUGGUACAACGGCGGUGGCCACAACGGUUGUCCAGAAGCUCCUACGGCUACAACGGUGCAGACGCUUGAUGUGGACCCGGUUGUACAUUAGUGAACGAAGGUGUGUGUGUAUGUGUUGGUUUUGCAAUUCCAAACAGAAUAGCAACACACUACAACAAAAAAAGCAACAAAAACAAAUUGCAAAACAGUGGAGCUAAUGGGCCAAACCAAAACGAAACACGCGGAUAAACGUAGAAACGGAGGAAAAAACGGAACAGAAUGCAAGAAAAAGGGUGUGACACACGUGUACUAUACUGCAAGGUUUAAAAACAAACUCGAUACUAUUAAAAGCACUUUAAAAGGGGUAACAAUAAUGAAACAUUGCUUAAGCGUCAAAGCGUGCGGUAGGUGAUAAAGUCAAACAAUGAACUUAUACAUGGAUUGUUUAGCGGGGGCAUGAACAGGAAAAGAAGAGCAGAACAACAACAAUAUAUAAGAUUAAAGUAAUACUAAGCCAAGUGGGUGUGGCAGGCCGAAAGGUAUCGUACACCACACGCAAAACCAAGCAAAGGAGAGAGGGGCAAGAACACACACAUACACGAACGGUUUAGAUCAAACGAUUGAGAGUUCGAAAGUGGACCCAAGCAAAGCAACCGAAACAUUAUAAAGAUGUGAUUGUUUUAAACAAAAACAAGCAACAAAACAGAAAAACAAACAAAAAAACUAAACUAGAUAACACAAAACAGAAGAAAAAAAAAAAACUAAUGCCUCCUAAA